AUGAUGAGACUCGGCCUGGAGAGGGCACAGCAUCUGUUGGCGCACACCGCCAUGCCAUGGAAUCCAAUUCACGUGGCUGGCACAAAUGGAAAAGGCUCCGUCUGCGCGUACAUAUCCGAGAUGCUCAACAUCUACAAUCGCUCCGAGUACCGAAAGAAGACCGGGCAGACGAUCAUCAAGCAUGGAAGAUUCACAAGCCCACACCUGAUUGACCGAUGGGAUUGCGUCUCCCUGAGUAACCCGGAACGGGAUCAUUGCGAGAUGCGGACUGUAAGCCAAACAAUGUUUGAAGAACUAGAUAAGAAGGUGCUGCUCCGAGAUCGCUCCCAAAGAAUCAAUGCCACUGAAUUUGAGCUCCUGACCGCCACAGCUUUCAGCUGCUUUUCCCGAGCUGGGCUGGACAUUGCAGUGGUCGAGACUGGUAUGGGUGGUCGACUGGACGCUACCAAUAUCAUCGGCCGGCGAAAGAAAGCAACAUCCGAACUUCGCUUACGCCGAAUGCCACUCGUCACGACCAUUACCAAGAUCGGAAUGGAUCACCAAGCUUUCUUAGGAGACACCAUUUCAGCAAUCGCUCGCGAGAAAGCGGGAAUCUUGAAGGCCCAGGUACCGGUGGUUUACGAUGCCUCGAAUCCCGAUGAGGCUAUCAGAGUCAUCAUCAAAACAGCCCAAAGAGCCCGCUGCAAGCACAUCAUUCCAGCUGGAGACCGAGUGAUGGUAAAACAUCACAGACGGCAAAAUACCGCCAUAGCAUUCGAGUCGACAUACAGAGCGCUGGUAGGGCUUGGGCGCAUACCAGAGUUGCUAGAGGAGCAUAUCGAAGAGCAUGACGAGCUCGUGGAGCGAAUGAAAGAAGUGUACCAGCAUGUCCGCUUCCCGGGACGGCUGGAAUAUGUCGACAUUGGACCCCUGGUGGGAGGAAAGCAUGAGGUGCUCCUAGACGGCGCACACAACGCCCAAUCCGCAGAAGUCCUCGCCGGAGAGGUCGACGGUCUAGUGCGAGUGGUACACUCGGCGAGAUCCAAAAACAUCACCUGGGUUCUAGCUGCAUCAGACGGCAAAGACAUCGCCUCAAUCCUGAGCAUCAUCAUCCGACCCGGGGAUAGCGUCUUCGCCGUAGAAUUCGGCCCCGUCGCCGGCAUGCCCUGGGUCCAACCCAUGAAAGCCUCCACGAUCCUGUCCCACCUCCAAACCAGCGAAUCCCCCCCCUCUCCAGGUCAGAUACAAGAAGACUGCGGCGACUCCCUCACGGCCGGAAUUCAAAAAGCCGCGGCGCAUAGCCGCGAAACAGGCAACGGCAUGGUCAUGGCAGGAAGCCUCUACCUCGUCGGCGACGUCCAUCGCCUCCUCAGGAACGCAAAGGAAUAA
Molecule: messenger RNA, 1368 nt
Organism: Lecanosticta acicola
Lineage: Eukaryota; Fungi; Ascomycota; Dothideomycetes; Mycosphaerellales; Mycosphaerellaceae
Source: the annotation of a GenBank genome assembly